Catharus ustulatus (Swainson's thrush) is the source of this 6154-nucleotide messenger RNA. It is a transcript of the gene OPHN1, whose product is annotated as oligophrenin 1. Gene Ontology annotation, cellular component: cytoplasm. NCBI's taxonomy places the organism in Eukaryota, Metazoa, Chordata, Aves, Passeriformes, Turdidae. Bases 48 to 2435 code for a protein of 795 amino acids. Gene Ontology annotation, molecular function: GTPase activator activity; protein binding. The transcript is spliced from 24 exons. Gene Ontology annotation, biological process: signal transduction. The record is from RefSeq and is a predicted model, not a curated record.
CAGCGCUCCGUAGGCGCAGCGCGGGGGAGCCGGGCCGAGCCGCGGCCAUGGGGCACCCGCCGCUGGAGUUCAGCGACUGCUACCUGGACAGCCCCGACUUCCGAGAGCGCCUCAAGUGCUACGAGCAGGAGCUGGAGCGAACCAACAAGUUCAUCAAGGAGGUGAUCAAGGACGGCAACGCGCUCAUCGCCGCCAUCCGCGGUUACUCCUCAGCAGUGCAGAAGUUCUCCCAGACUCUGCAGUCCUUCCAGUUCGACUUCAUCGGUGACACACUAACAGAUGAUGAGAUCAAUAUUGCCGAGUCCUUUAAGGAGUUUGCAGAGCUGCUGCACGAAGUGGAGCUGGAGAGGUCCAUGAUGGUGCAGAACGCGAGUGAUCUGCUGAUCAAACCUUUGGAAAACUUUCGGAAGGAGCAGAUAGGGUUCACCAAGGAAAGAAAGAAAAAGUUUGAGAAGGAUGGUGAGAAGUUUUACUCCAUGCUGGAUCGCCACUUGCAUUUGUCUUCCAAAAAGAAGGAAUCUCAGUUACAGGAGGCUGACCUUCAGGUGGACAAAGAGAGACACAAUUUCUUUGAGUCCUCCCUGGAGUAUGUGUACCAGAUCCAGGAAGUACAAGAAAGCAAGAAAUUCAGCAUUGUGGAGCCGGUGCUGGCAUUUCUCCACAGCCUCUUCACUUACAACAACCUGACAGUGGAGCUGACACAGGAUUUCCUCCCAUACAAGCAGCAGCUCCAGCUCAGCCUGCAAAACACAAGGAAUCACUUUUCCAGCACCCGGGAGGAGCUGGAAGAUCUGAAGAAGAGGAUGAAGGAGGCACCCCUGACCUGCAAACUGCCUGGGCAGCCAACCAUCGAGGGCUACCUGUACACUCAGGAGAAAUGGGCUCUGGGCAUCUCCUGGGUGAAGUAUUACUGCCAGUACGAAAAAGAGGCAAAAACCUUACGGAUGACACCCAUAGACCAGAAGCCUGGAGCUAAGCAGGGCACCUUGGACCUGACCCUGAAAUCCUGUGUAAGGAGAAAGACUGACUCCAUAGACAAAAGGUUUUGUUUUGACAUUGAAACUAAUGAAAGGUCCGGGACCAUCACGCUGCAGGCACUCUCAGAAGCCAACCGCAGGCUGUGGAUGGAGGCCAUGGACGGGAAGGAGCCGAUUUAUCACAGUCCCAUCACGAAGCAGGAAGAAAUGGAGCUGAACGAGGUGGGCUUCAAGUUUGUUCGGAAGUGCAUCAAUGCAGUGGAGACCAAAGGAAUCACUACGGAGGGCGUGUACCGGACUGUUGGCAGCAAUAUCCAGGUGCAGAAGUUACUGAAUGCCUUUUUUGAUCCAAAAUGCCCUGGGGACGUGGAUCUCCAGAGUGGGGAUUGGGACAUCAAGACCAUUACCAGCUCACUGAAGUUCUAUCUCAGGAACCUGUCUGAACCUGUCAUGACAUACAAGCUCCACAAAGAGUUGGUCCUGGCUGCCAAGUCUGAGAACCUGGAUUACAGGCUGGGAGCCAUUCAUGCACUGGUCUAUAAACUGCCUGACAAGAACAGGGAGAUGUUAGAACUCCUCAUCCAGCACCUCGUCAACGUCUGCGAGCACAGCCGGGAGAACCUGAUGUCACCAUCCAACAUGGGGGUGAUCUUCGGGCCCACCCUCAUGCGAGCACAGGAGGACACUGUGGCUGCCAUGAUGAACAUCAAGUUCCAAAACAUCGUGGUGGAGAUCCUGAUAGAGCACUUUGGGAAGAUCUACUCUGGCCCCCCUGAAGACACCACGGCCCCCCCGGUGCCCCCCCCCAGGGUGGCUGCCCGGCGCCACAAGCCCAUCACCAUCUCCAAGCGUCCCCUGAGGGAAAGACCCGUCUUCUUUGGUGCCUCUGUGGAGGAGAGCACAGAGAGGCUCAGCCAGACCCCCAACGGGGGCGGCGUGGAGGCCCCCAGGCCCCUGCACCGCAGCCGCGUGCCCGCGCCCCGGCCCGGCGGGGACGAACCGGGCCGUGCCCCCGCCGAGAGCCGGCCCCAGCCACGCACCGAGCCCGAGCUGGGCAAACUGGGCAGCAGGCUGCAGGAUGGAGGGGGGAAAACAGCUGGCAGGGCGGCCAACGGGGUGGUGACCAGCCCUGUCCUGAGGACAGCCACGCUGCAGGCCAGGAGACCCGCACCCCGGCCGGGCAUCUGCGGCAGAGAGGGUGACUGUGACGGUGUCCCUAAGCCACGUUCCCAUGGUGAUAAGCCCGUGAUAACGCGUCCCCCCGUGAGACCUCCGGAUCCACCCUGCCGGACUCCCAUCCCUCCAAAGCUGGAGCAGAGGCCAGAUCUGAUAGCAGGGACAGCAGAGGAGAUGCCCUCAUCUGUGGUGGCCUCUAGGACCAAGUUCUUUGAGACUGCUUCCCGAAGAACAGGCAGGUCUUCAUCACCACAAGGCAGGAUUCCACUUGACGAGAGCUGAGGCUAAAGGCUUUGUAAGCACACCUCAGCCCAGCUGGACCCAGGAGACUUUCUGUGCUUGUGACCCAGGAGUCAGAGCUGAGCCUUGCCAGCCCCAGUGCCCUGGAGAGCAGCUAUCUUACUGGACGAUGAUUUCCGAGCCACAAGUGGCUCAUGAAAUUAGGAGAGGGAGACCACAAUGGAGAGCAGGUCCUGCCCACACAUCUGUGUUGAACUGUUGCCUCCCACCUCUCCUCCCUGCAGGCUGUGACAGUGCCAGUGUGUGCCUGCAGAGGUGAUGGCAGCAUGGGGACACAGACUGCCUGUUCUCCUGCUCACUUUUGGGAAACACGCCUUGAAAAGGCUUUUUGGACAGCACAAAGGCUGAGUCCCUGUGUUUGAUGUAAGGGCAAAUCAGCUGCAGUCUCUCCUUGCCCUGAGAAGCCCCUUCCUUUGUGCUUGUGUCCCUCACUUGGUGAGUGUCAGUAUGUGGGACAGCCGUGCCUGGUAAUGCUGCCCAUGGUGACACAGGCUGGGCAGGGAUGGGGGAACCACUGUGCUCAGCUCUGUGGGGUCUCUUCAUCUCCUCCUGGACGUCCCUGGCUUGGGAUGCCAUGGGACAGACACAGCUGGGCCAUGGCCACAGCCUUACCUGGGGUCAGCUCUCAGGCAGCACCCUCGGGUCUGCAGCCUCCAAGGGUGCAGCUGGAGGAAGGGAACAGCAGGUGCUCCUCCUCUUCCUCCACUGCUUCCUCUUCCAUGUGAGCCACACUCCCACCAGAUCCACUUCUCACAGGCCCACCAAGAAGUCUCCAUCCUGAAGAAGCACAGAAGUGCUGAAGAUCUGAAACUCACUGUUCGUGGGUCACACCCAUUGUUUUUUUAAGAACUGCCCAGUUUCUUGUUUGCUUGUUUAUUCAUUUCCAGUAUGAGAUGCCCAGUGUGUCCCUCAGCCAUGGUCCUGUGGAUGAUGUCCCCUGGCCUGGGAGGUGUCUCUGGCCAGGAUCUCUGUAGCAGCAGAGGUUUGUAGAGGUUUGUCUGUUGCUCCAGCUGUCACCUGGGCCCAGCUCCAGGCUGUGCUUCCCUGCUUCCUCCACCCAAAGAUGACUCCCCCCUUUUGAAUGGUUUUCUUUAGGCACUGAGACCAUUUGCAAAACAGUGGCCAAACAUUCCCCCAGCUGCUUCCUGGGUGCUCCAUGCCUUGAGUGUGCUGUGUCCUGCCUGGAGCAGGUCCUGCCCCCCUCCUGGCACUGCCUGUGUGACCUCGUGUCCCUGAUUGCUGAAUGGCACACACUGGCACUCAGGUGUGUCGUGUCCAUGGUGCUCUCACUCCCUUGGCUUCAGCACUGCUCCCUCCUGUAGGCCUGGCACAUGAAAGUGGCUUUCAAACCAAACCAGCCCUGUGCUGUGGCAGCUGAGGCUGUGCCACAUGCACUGGCAGCACCUGGGGCUGUGCUGGGCCCCUCCUGCUGCAGCCCCUCACCUGUGGUUCUGAUCAGGGAUCUCUGAACAGGUGGGGUGGAGCUGAAGCUGGAGCAAUCUGCUCUGAGCAGCCUGGCAGUGGGACCACCUGCCUGCAGCACAUCAGCCCCUGGCCCUGUUGGGUGUUGUGCUGUGGCUCCCACACAAAAGGCCAGCAUUUCCCAACUCUCUUGCUUUGGGCUGUUGUUUGGGGACCCUUUGAGCCUGUCAGCUUGGGAAGCCCCUUGGGUUCUGCUGCUAUGCAUGGCUCUAGAGGUGACAUUCUGCAGGAGCAGUGGCUUGUCACAUCCUCCUCCUGCCAGCACAGACCCCAGGACAGAGCCGGGCUCUGUGGGUGGGGAGAACCCAAAUGUGGUUGGGUUUCAGUCUGACAGUGUGAGCAGUGGGGAGAGGCAGCUUCUUGCAGACUAUUUCAUGGUGUCCUUUCAAAGUUCUUUGUCACUUGUAUGUCUGUGCUGAUUUUUUUCUGCACGUGUGGGUGCAGCUGAACACUGGGGACCAGCAGUUGGUGGGGGAUGCUGGUUGUGCUGGCAGGGGCUGUGGGGUCCAAUCCCUGCUGCCAUGAGGCACAGUCCCUGCUGCUGUGAGCACAGUCCCUGCUGCCAGUGGCCCAGGAGUGACAGAUCCCAGCUGGGGAUGUGGGAUUGCCCUGUGCAGCACAGCAGCCCCCCAGCACCAGCCCUGGAGCCAUUGUGAUGUGUACAAGCUUAGGUUACUGCAAGUGUUUAUAAAGUUUUCAUGAAGUGAAACAACCAUCUCAGUGUGCUUUGUUCUUCACAAUCUCUGUCCCCACUUCUGUCCCCUCUGCAGGCAGGCCCAGCUCUGUGCCCCAGGGUGACCACACAGGGCUGUGUCCAUGGGACUGGCAGUGGCCUGGGCUCUGCCAUAGCCCCACUCCAGGUUUACAGUCCCCAGAGCUGGUUUUCUGCAUUUUUCUGACUGGAGAAGCUGCCCUGAAUAUUCCUGUGCUGCCACAAUGCCUGGGCAGCAUUCUGUGCCAUGGGUCACUGAAACUCCAAUUUUCCUGUAACCACUAAUGGCUUCUUUCCAUCUAUCCAGCACUCUUGUCCCCUCCUUACAUCUUUCUCUUUUACAUUUCCCCCCACCUUUUGACUCUGACAUUGUGCACCAGUGUUUGCUUCUCAGGCCUCUUGCUUUCCUUUAACAGGAGAGAGAGCAGCUUCUCUCUAUGGCACAGGAAUCUCUCAGCUAGCUGUGGACCCUGGAUUUCUGGAGAAGCCUGACAGUGGUGACAGCUCCAGAGGUUGUUCCUGGUGGCCUGGGGAUAGCUGAGCUGCUCCCACAGCCACAAGGGUCCCCAGCUGGAGAAGGGGAACGUUCCCACCCACACCCUGCCAGGGCUGGUUGCUGUUUUCGGGAUCCUCCCGCAAUUAUUUUGUGCGGGCUCAGCCCCUGCCUGCGGGCUCCUGCUGCAGCACUGGCCAGGUUUGCCAGCUCUCAGAGGUCUGUGCCAUGCCCUGGCUCUGGGCCCAGGCAGCCAGAGCACUCCCAUGGACACAAUGCACCUGGAGCAGCAGCUGGAGGGUUUCCUGCUUGCUUUUUCUGGCUUCUUGUUUUUCUCAAAAGUUUCCUUGUGGGGCUGUAACUUUUGCAUUCAAAACUGUUUUCUUUCCUCAUUAGGUCUCUGUGAAGUGAUAAUGAACUGGAGGCACUGCCCCAACAAUCCUUGUCUCCCAACCCACAGGUGCCUGGCUUGCUCUCUUACGGAAAACAUUUUGAUUCAAUAUGAGCAAGAAAAUUAUUUUCCAGCACAAGUGAAACCUUUCAGUUUUUUAUAGAGAGAAGAUAGCAAAACAAGCAGUUCCAAAGCUUGAGCCUGAGCCUCAGUGAGUUCUUCCCAGAGGAAGAAUUUGAAGAGGCCAAAGACUCUGCAGCAGACACAUCUGUGUGAUAAAUUUAGAAUUGAAAUAUACUUAGUGGAGCAGUGACAUCUGAAAUUUAUGUGCUACACAGAGACCCAUGAAGGCGCCGGAAUCCACCCACGUGGGAGUCCUUGGAGGAUCAGAGCUGGAGUUUUCAGCUCUGUAGUUCUCCCUGGCCCAUCCCACUGCACCAUUACCCAUCUGGAUGCUCCGAGCUGGGAGCAGCUCCCCGUGCUGGGCGGGUUCCUGGCAGCCCUUAGCAGGUUUCUUGGCCCGUACACAUGGCUGUAAAUCAGGUCAGGCCUCCAAAAAAUCCUGUGAUUGGCUUAAACAAUCAGGAGAUGCUUUGAACCAUUAAAGGCCAUAAUGUUUUCCA